AAUGUGUCGAUGUGAGGUGUGGGUGUAAUUGCAGUGUUUCUCCCUGCUUAGGUAUGACUUCUACGGUGGUGAUUUUCAUCCUGGCGAUAUCCACGGGCACCCUAGCAUUGGACAAUGGCUUGAUGAGGACCCCACCCAUGGGCUGGUUGGCAUGGGAACGCUUCCGCUGUGACAUCGACUGCGAUCAUGAUCCAAAGAACUGCAUCAGUGAGAACCUCUUCAUGGACAUGGCAGAUCGCUUGGCGGAGGAUGGCUGGCGAGAGCUGGGCUAUGAGUACGUCAACAUAGACGACUGCUGGGCCUCCAUGGACCGCGAUGCCAACGGACGCCUACAGCCUGACCCCAAGCGGUUCCCCCGCGGCAUGCCUCAUCUGGCCCGUUACGUGCACGACCGUGGCCUAAAGCUGGGCAUCUACGGUGACCUGGGCACCCACACGUGCGGCGGGUACCCCGGCACCACCCUGGAUAAGGUGACCACCGACGCCCAGACCUUCGCCGACUGGGGCAUCGACAUGCUCAAGCUGGACGGAUGCUACUCCAACGCCACCGAGCAGGCACAGGGUUAUCCACUCAUGUCGCAGGCCCUCAAUGCUACAGGCCGCCCCAUUGGCUACUCAUGCAGUUGGCCCGCCUACCAAGGUGGACUUCCCCCUAAGGUGAACUACACUCAGCUGGGGGAGAUCUGUAACCUGUGGCGUAACUAUGGCGACAUACAGGACUCCUGGUCCAGUGUUCUGAGCAUCGCUGAUUGGUUCUUUGACAACCAGGACAUUCUUCAGCCUGCCGCUGGACCCGGACGCUGGAAUGACCCAGACAUGCUGAUAAUUGGAGACUUUGGUCUGAGCAUUGACCAAUCGCGUUCUCAGAUGGCGUUGUGGGCCAUCAUGGCGGCUCCCCUUUUCAUGUCCAAUGACCUGCGGAACAUUGACAGCCGCUCCCGCGCUGUGCUGCAGAACAAGGGUGUCAUCACCAUAAAUCAGGACCCCAUGGGUAUCCAGGGCAGACGCCUGAUCAAGGAGAAGAGUGGCGUGGAGGUGUUUUGGCGCCCCUUGUCUAGGGGUGCAAGCGCAUUGGUGUUCUUCAGCAGGAGAGAGGACAUGCCUAUCAGAUACCAGACCUCCCUCAAGAAGCUCAACUACAAACCCGGAGUAUACGGGAUUUAUGAUAUUUACCAGGAGAAGGCCCUCUCCCCCAUUAAGGAUGCCUCAGACUUCGUGGUGUCAGUCAACCCCUCUGGUGUAGUCAUGUGGUACGUGUAUCCUCUCAAGUCGAUGCACAGAGACUUCAAGCUCUAUGGCCCCGCCCUACAUCGCCCUGGUAACCCUUUUGCCCCGCCCACCAACAACAACUUCUAAGUGCCUCAGUCUCUCAGGAUACAGUUUCUCGAAAGCAUCGUUGCUAACCAGUUACAGCAACUUUGUUUGGAUGCCUAUGGGAAAUUGCAUUUGCACCCAAGUAAGUUGCUAACUUAAGUUGCAACGACGCUGAAGAGAAAUGCGUCAUUCCUCCUGUUGUUUGCUCAGGCCUAACUUCCUCAUCCGAGGUUUGCCAUUUUGACUUUUGACAAGUCAACGUUACUUUUUACGUUAACUUUACUUUUGCCACUGCUCUUAAUGAAAGCAUUUAAGGUUUCCUUGCUGUCAAACAGUGCAGAAUAAAAUUCUUGGGGGUUUUCCAACCUUUCAAUAUCCCGAUUGCAAAUGAGUGAGUAACUUUUGACUUAUGCUUUUGUAAGAGAUUGAAUGGAAAAUCUUAUUACAUUGAGAUGUCAUCAAAGACAAGGUCGUAGGCCAGAGAAAACAACUGCAGGAAUGAAUAGAUAAGCAGCCACAGUGAUGGCAUCAAGGUCGCUAAUGUUUGAUGAUGUCAUAUGUGAUCUCAGGUUUUAUGGUUUUAAAUGUUUAAAUGUUUACACUGCACUUAAUGAUUGUGGACACUGCGGCCUGUGAAAGGACUGCACUGGAAAUCUCUAUGGGAAAAUUGUACUGUUUUGAUGAUUGAUGUAUUGUUUGAUUUUACGUUUUUAUUUGCACAGCUGUUUGAUAGUGUCUGACUUUGUAUUUUUGUCAAUUCUGUGAUGAAUGUGGGAGCUUUUAUGCAGACUCCAGUGAAGGGCUGGAUAAUGUGAUUGUGGCUAGUGUGUAGUGUGCACUGCACACACAGUCUAAAGGCCCAUUCACAUCUACAACGAUAAAUAUAAAGAGGACAGCCGAUUCGAGAGUUACAGGUCUGAAUCUGACCCUUACCUUUCCCUACACCUCCACCCAUGGCUGAAGUGCCCUUGAGCAAGGCACCUAAUCCUGAGAUUACAUGGAUUGUAACCAUUACAGUGAAAAUAGCUGUAAGGCACUUUGGAUAAAAGCGUCAGCUAAUUGUCAUGUAGUGUCAUGUAAACGAUAGCUACGACUAUAAAGAUAUUUCAAUUUACACUGGCUAACGAUAAUAUCUGUUUCUCAUGAACAUCCUGAAGCAAAAGACAUGAUGUCUGUACAUUCUAAAGAACUCUGCUUGCCUGACAUCUUUUUAUUGUUCAGUGAUCCCAAUGUUAUCGAGAAGCCUUUCGUUAUAGUAGUUGAUAUGUAGAUGGCACCAUUAACUAGAUCGGAAAUGAUUUUCAAAAGUUGAAGUUGUGAUUAUGUAAUGCAAAUUAUGUCGUUGAACUUGAUGUUGUCAUUAUAGUUUCUGUGUUUAACUUGAAGUUGCGGUUAUCUUUAAAGUUAUCAUUGUAGAUGUGAACGAGCCUUUUCUCCUUUGCUUGAAUCCUCCACUAUGUAAUGCAUAUGUCAGUGCCAAUCUGAAUACCAGCAAUUAAAAUGAAUCUUCUAUAUA
This is a messenger RNA of Engraulis encrasicolus (European anchovy), 2829 nucleotides long. RefSeq names its product alpha-N-acetylgalactosaminidase-like. NCBI's taxonomy places the organism in Eukaryota, Metazoa, Chordata, Actinopteri, Clupeiformes, Engraulidae. Gene Ontology annotation, cellular component: cytoplasm. The record is from RefSeq and is a predicted model, not a curated record. The transcript has 8 exons. Gene Ontology annotation, biological process: glycoside catabolic process; oligosaccharide metabolic process. The coding region runs from base 54 to 1355 and encodes 433 amino acids. Gene Ontology annotation, molecular function: alpha-galactosidase activity.